Messenger RNA from Chinchilla lanigera (long-tailed chinchilla), 5572 nucleotides. It is a transcript of the gene Lsm11, whose product is annotated as LSM11, U7 small nuclear RNA associated. NCBI's taxonomy places the organism in Eukaryota, Metazoa, Chordata, Mammalia, Rodentia, Chinchillidae. Gene Ontology annotation, molecular function: U7 snRNA binding. Gene Ontology annotation, cellular component: U7 snRNP. The record is from RefSeq and is a predicted model, not a curated record. Gene Ontology annotation, biological process: mRNA 3'-end processing by stem-loop binding and cleavage.
UGCACGAAGGCAGCCCUCUGGGUGAGCUCCAUCGCUGUAUCCGUGAGGGGGUGAAGGUGAACGUUCACAUCCGCACUUUCAAGGGACUUCGGGGCGUCUGUACCGGCUUCCUCGUAGCAUUUGACAAGUUCUGGAAUAUGGCACUUACUGAUGUGGAUGAGACCUACAGAAAACCUGUUCUAGGCAAAGCGUAUGAACGGGACUCUUCGCUGACUCUCACGAGGCUGUUUGAUCGGCUGAAACUGCAAGAUUCCUCCAAGAAGGAAGCAGAUUCCAAGUCUGCAGUUGAAGACUCCACUCUGUCCAGAUACUCGCAGACAUCUACUUGGAAGGUGGCCUCGGUGUGGGGGAGAGGAGACACCGACCGGAGCUCCCGCAGGCGCUCCCGCUCCGUUCCGUCUUCCUUACAGGCGUCCGCUAGGGAGGAGUCCAGGUCCGAGCUGUCAGGGAGGACUACAAGGACAGAAGGGUCCAGUGUGGGAGGUACGGUUUCCAGGGCCACCACCCUUUCCCGGGGCCAGUCCCGUAAGAAAAAGCGAAAGCCCAAGGUGGAUUACCAGCAGGUAUUCACUCGACAUAUAAAUCAGAUUUUCAUUCGAGGUGAGAACGUCCUGCUGGUUCAUCUUGCACAGUAACCAGCUCAGCCUCAUGUGAGCUUUGGUUUUUAGAAAUAAAAUGCAUGAGUUACUACUAUGCUGUAUCCUAGUGUCCCAACAAAACGUGAGUUGGAAUGAUUCCCUCUGGUCCGGCGCAUGCAGAGGACAGAGCAGGCUCGACCCUCUGGAAGGUGAGCUCAAGGAGAGGACAGGCCUUGGGAAGGUGGGCGUUCGAGUUAAUGUCAAGGGAGAAGCCACGCGUAGGUGCGGCAUGCAUCUGCUGGGGUGCCAUGGUCUGCUUCAGUCACACAAGCCAAAUACGUAAGAUUUUGUACUUGACUUAGGGAUCACAGUGUGAGUGGAAUUCACUCUUUAAUGACUAUAGAGAAAAACUAUCUCAAAAGAAUAAUCUCGUUUUGAAAAGCUAGUGCCCCGCACACUCAUGAAUUUGAUUCUAAGAGUAGCAGUGCAAAUGGCCCUGGAUCCCUGCACGCACAUCUUGUAACUGACCUUUGAAUCUUGCUCAACACCAUUCUCUCUUGAUGAAGCAGUGAAAUUUAUUUUGAAUAUCUAUAAGGUCUGGGAGAGUUACCAACUUACACAGGGGCAAAAUUUAGGUGGGGCUGUGCUCCAAGUAGCCAGGGAUCAGCGCUCUGCCUCGACCACUCUCCUGCUGUGGAGGGAAACACGGGACCUCUUCAGUCUUCCCUCCCCAGAGGUAGCCUCUGCAGGUGACGCACCAGACGAGACUGUAACUUGCUAGUGUGGUGGCUCCUUGUCCUUCGUGCUGACUUCUGCGGCAUGGUGCUAGUGCAUGUCCCCGGUGGUAUUGCCCCUCUGUAUAUAAUGUAAACUGUCCUGUGAGCUUCCUGGCAGGAGACUGUGACCUUCAGGUCUAGCUUCAAAGAGUUUGGCGUGAACUCAGUAAUAUACCUGCGUCACACGGCUGAGAGUGCCCUUCCCACGCGGGGCUGGCCUCGCGUAGAAGCUCUCUCAGCAUGGUGGUGGCUCCAUUCCCUUGAGUCAGUGCUUACAGAGACAUUUUCCUCGCAGCCUGGCUUGAGUAACGGGAGCGCCGUGGAACCCAGAGCUGCUCCUACUGAAAUCAUACUGUUACAUGGAUUUUGAAUCGCCAGUGCAGAAUAGGCUGCAUUUUGACACAGACUGUUAGGCAAUAUGACUUUUUGUUUUGUUUAUGUUGUUAUAGCUUGGGUAACUUACAUUCAGAGUGAGAAGAAAUAGCUAGCUAGUUAAAAUGUAUGAAAAAGAGAAAUUUCCCCUGUUCUAUUUGUUGUUUAGUUUGAAUGAGUCUUCUGAGACACAAGGUAAAUAAGGGUUAGGGAGCUGGACUGCCUCGUUCUUCUAGCUCAACUACCGCUGGCUCAUUAGACAAUUAAAGGUGAGCAGGUUUAACCCCUCUGUGCCUCAGUUUCCCCUGUCAGACACCUACCUCACUAGAGCAUUGUGACAAAGAAUUUUCGGAAGGCAUUUUACAGCCUCUAAACAUGUUUAAGUGCCAUGAGUAGUUUUUACUCAGUUUCACAGCUCUGUAAGAAUUCUACAUCUUAUGAGCAGGGCAGGUGCUAUAUAAGAAAGAAGUGUUCCUAGGUGUCAUAUUAGGAUCUAGUAACUAUCAUCCGAAGGCAAUGGAAACUUUAGGAACUAGUUUCCGGAUCCCCUCCCUCCACCGGAGGGACUGGAAGUUUUCAGAACAUCUUCAGGAAGAGGAGAAUGGCAUUUUGGUUCCUUUUGCUGCUCUCCCCACAUCCCAGCCCCAAUGUUUUUCUUAUAAUCAUCACAAAUAUUUAUAUAAUGCCAAAGGGAGAAUGAGUAUCUAAAAAUGGCACAUCCCCAAAGGGGAAUCUAUGGAAGUCUUUAUUUAUUUAUUGCUAGUUUGUUUUUAUUUGUAGAUGUAUUUGAAAGUACACUUUAGAGCCAGAUUAGAUGCACUAAAGUAUUUAAGAGAUUCCAGGUUACAAACUCAAGACCACAGUUAUCUUUGCAGUCUGCCAUAAACUCUCUUUUCACUAGUGUGUCCAGCAAUCAAUUCCCAGGUUAAUAGUGUCUUAUUUAAUCAUUGGGCAAUGCUGCCUGCAUCUCUUUGCCAGUUGCCCCUGCCAGCCUCAUGUCUGCCUUCUUGUCCCUCAAUUAGAAGCUGUAAUAGGUACUCUGUUUUCCCAAUAAUGUAGAAAUUUGGAAUAAAAAAAAUAUAAUUUCCAUCUCAUUCCAUUGCCUUAUUAAAUCUACACUGAUUUGUUUUAAACACAUAUAAGUUUUUAUGUUUAUGUAGAACUUCCAUAUAUUCACAUAAAGAUUGAAUUAUAAUUUUCUCCCCAACAUGACAUGAAAAAUAUUUUGAACUGUGUACUGUCUUAUGAGCUGUAUUGCUCCCUAUUUAUUUGUGUGGUUCAAGCAAUGCUCCUAGAAUGAAUAUUACUUAGUAUGUGUACUAUUUUGUACAAAGUAUGAUAAUUAUAUUUAGAGAAGUUUAUUUUUUAAAAUUGCUGCGUUUUCUUUGUUAUUGGAAAAUUUUUCAAAAAUAAGGAAAAAAAAUAGGCCCGAAUAAUGUAUUGCUGCUGAAAAGUUGUAACCAUCUAGUCCAUUAUAAUAAAUUGCCAGGGUGACCAAGGCGGUAGCUCUGUGGUAGGGCACAUGCUUAGCAUGCGUGAGGCCUUGAGUUCAGUCCCCAGCACAGUAAUUGAUUGAUUGUAAAUUGCUACAGAAAUAAGUGACAUCUUCCCAGGAAAAGGGCAGAAGAGGGAACCAGUGGUAGAGAAUCAGAACCCUUGACCCCCACCUCUAAAUAACCUGAGGGUCCCACACCGCUGAAUGCCAAAAGCUGGCCUCCAGGCAUUAAGGUUGGGAAACUUGUUACGAACAGUAUCUAUUUUGGAACAUCCAACUUGGCUCUUUAAAGAAGUGUCUAGACAAAGAACCAUGUUUUCAGGAAAAUUCAUAGGACGGACCUGUGCACUUGGUGUUCUUCUUUGGCACGUCCAGCUUUGUUAGACGAUAGCAGGUAAUUAAGCAGUGGGACACAGGGUUUCGUGCCCAGAGCGCGUCAAGUGCCAUUCUUCCUACGUAGAAGUGGUUCUUCUGUUCUACCCUCAGCAGAACGUGUACGUAGGUUGUUUGAUUCAGCGUCUGGGAAAUGUUCGUGCUUCCUUUCUGGGAUCACGUCACGACCAGAAGCAGGCUCGUUAUGAAAUAGCCAGAGUUAGCAGCGUCUGAGGCGGGUGGCUUUGGGCCAGUGGGCAUCUUGCUCUCUGUUCGUGAUGUGUGUCAGGUCCGAAAGCCUGGAGAACAUCAGCAUUAAAUCCAGGAGCACAGAAAUCCUCACUGUGAGCUGUUGGUGGAUGAGGAGCAGUCCCGUAGGGCCUUGUGAGAGAGUACAGGAGUACCUGUAGAGACUGUCAGGUCGAAGUAUGCACUGCUCUUCAUUCUCAUAAGCCUCACAGAAAUCUGUGUGUACCACUUUUCCCCUUAAGGAAAAAAAAAACAAGGGCAAGGGGACCAAGACGUGUAGGGAAAAGCUUCGGGGGAGGGGAAGUAAAAAGAAGACGUGUUAUGUACGUGGAGCAACUCCCCAUGACGGAUGUAGUCAUGUACUGCAAAAAUGUCCCGAUAAAAAUUGAAAAGAGAAAUAGAAACCUGACUUGAUACAAAAUGGAUAUCUGAGUAUCUGAAUGUACUAUUUCCAUAGCAGCCAACACGGACAAAGCUGUGAAAUAGAGUUGGUUCUGUAAAUUGCUUCUUUAAAUUUUCUCUGAAUUUUGCCUUUAGGAAAAAAAAUUGAAAAUUAUUCUAAGACAGCUAGCUGUCACCGGUGCUGCCCCGAAGCUUUCCGUUCUUUCGUGUAUUUUUCAUGAAUGAAGUGAUUGCUGUGGGAAGGUCAAAGUUCACGGAGAAGAGUUUCACGGUAUAAAUAUCAUAGUUUUGCAGUUGUUUUAACUUCUUUUUCUGUACCUACCACAUAGAGAAUGCAGGCAGCCCCAUUUUAGUAGCUUAUGUUCACCAGUCUGUGUCUUUCUUUUCCCCAAAGGCUUUUCUUAGAGCUUAUAAACCAGAGACAUCUUAUGUGGGCUUGUGUUCAAAGGUACGCAGUCAGUGCUUUCUGGCAAAUUCAGUUGAUGUGUUUAAGAUAUGCCUUCGGGGUUCCUAACACGAUUUUCUGGGCUCUGAAGAAGGGUUGGGCCUCUUUUACCCUUACUGUUCUGAGUGUCUUUCAAAUGUUUGUAAGUUCCCUCGCACUCUUCUAAUUAAAAUGAAAGCUGUCAAGGAUGGGCUUCGAUGGUUCAAAGAUCUAGGGAAAGAAACAUAACACCUGAGAUCUUCAGUUGGUCUUUUAUUUAUUUAGAAAAAAAAAUAGUUUGAUAAGCUACCAGAGUUAGUGCUCCUUUAAAAACAUUCUCUGAAAAGAUGGGAACUGUCCCUUAGGAAAGCUAUAGAAGCGAUUCCCAGUACGUUGUGGUUGCUUUUGAUUUUAGUUUUCUGCAGCAAAUGUCUGAUGUUACAUUUUUAGAACUGUGAAAAAAAGUCUGAAAAUUUUUUUCAGGGAUAUUAUUUAAACUAUGAUUAUCUGGCUGAAUUACGUGAGCUAGGUUCUAGGGCAGCUAUUCACUUCUUUCUCUGUGGUCCUGACAGUUAAACAGAUAGCCAUGUCUUUAAAAGUCAUUUGCUUACUCUGUACUGACAUCUAAAGACAUCAGCCUUCUAUUUGGCAACACUGACUUACUGAUUUUUUUUAGACAAGCCUAAUGCUGGAUUACUCUGUAUUUAUAGUUUCAGUAUUCAUAUUCCAGCCGCUAGAAGAAAAAUCAUGACUGUAAUCUCAUUUUUUAUAUUACUCCUAAGUGUUAGGUGAACCAAAACCUUUUCUCUUUGGGGAGAAUUGCUGCUAGUUACCUUAGUUUGCCAUGUUCUGCUUGUGUCAUAUGAAGGUCUGAAACUGUAAUAAAUAUGACUGUGUUACUGUA